UGUAUUCUCUCUAGCUUCUUCUCGAUAAUUUUCGAAGUCGAAAUUUAAGAAUUUAAGGCAGCAAAGAAAUAAAUUUUCGGCUAAUAUGUUGGUUUAUCAAGAUCUUCUCACAGGUGAUGAGCUGCUAUCUGAUUCUUUCUCAUACAAAGAAAUCGAGAAUGGAACGCUAUGGGAAGUUGAAGGCAAGUGGGUUGUCCAAGGAGCUGUCAAUGUAGAUAUUGGGGCUAACCCUUCGGCUGAAGGUGCCGAUGAAGACGAAGGUGUUGACGAUCAAGCCGUUAAGGUUGUUGACAUUGUCGACACUUUCAGACUUCAGGAGCAACCUGCUUUCGACAAGAAGCAAUUCGUAACCUUCAUGAAGAGGUACAUCACUAACUUGACACCCAAAUUACAGCCGGAAAAGCAAGAGACAUUCAAGAAGAACAUAGAAGGGGCUACUAAGUACUUGCUUUCCAAGAUCAAAGAUUUCCAAUUCUUUGUAGGUGAGAGUAUGCAUGAUGAUGGUAGCCUAGUGUUUGCAUACUACAAGGAAGGGACCACCGAUCCAACCUUUCUUUACUUUGCCUAUGGCUUGAAGGAAGUCAAGUGUUAAAUCGAGUCGACACCGGCUACCGGACCGGUUUUGCUCUAUAGCUUAGGUUAGUUCUAUUCUAGAUAUAAGAUUUUGUUUUCUUUUUC
Messenger RNA from Hibiscus syriacus, 678 nucleotides. RefSeq names its product translationally-controlled tumor protein homolog. The transcript is spliced from 5 exons. Bases 86 to 592 code for a protein of 168 amino acids. The record is from RefSeq and is a predicted model, not a curated record. NCBI's taxonomy places the organism in Eukaryota, Viridiplantae, Streptophyta, Magnoliopsida, Malvales, Malvaceae. Gene Ontology annotation, molecular function: calcium ion binding. Gene Ontology annotation, cellular component: cytoplasm.